Drosophila gunungcola (fruit fly) is the source of this 2588-nucleotide messenger RNA. RefSeq names its product craniofacial development protein 1 (gene Yeti). The record is from RefSeq and is a predicted model, not a curated record. The transcript is spliced from 2 exons. The coding region runs from base 62 to 760 and encodes 232 amino acids. NCBI's taxonomy places the organism in Eukaryota, Metazoa, Arthropoda, Insecta, Diptera, Drosophilidae.
CAUAUUUCAAGCGGUGGUCACACUGGUUUCAGCUAUUUCCUAUUAAAAAAAGGAACUCACAAUGAAUAUAGAAUUUGAUCACGAUUCUGACUGCGAAAGCGACAAAGAUUUUUGCCUUGAUGGCGAGACUCUGGGCCUGGGCACCAGCGAGGAAAGUGCCAGUGAGGAUUCCGAUAAAGAGUCGAAGAAAAAUGUUAAUAUUAAGAAGAAUUCGGUGGAUGUAAAAAAAAAAGACUUGUGCAAGACCCGGCAGUCUGACUGCGUUAAGAACUACCGCUUGACUACGGAUAAAGAUACGUUGCUGUCUGACGAGGAGACUGAAAAAUCACGUUCGGAAACACUGUGGGCUGAUUUCCUUAGCGACGUUGUUUCUGAGAGUCAAAACAACCAGGAAACCGUUCAUGAGUCAAAAAUCGCGUUGGAUAAAAAUGCCGCAAUAUGUCCUGAAAAUCUGAUGGAUGUACAAAAAACUAAAAACUUUACCAUUGCAAAGAAAAAUAGGGGUUUAAAACGACCGUUAAAUGAGAGUGGUGCCGGCUCUCUUAUUGCUAAACUGGAAAAAAAGAGAAAAUUCUCAGUGCUGGAAAAGUCUCAAAUGGAUUGGAAGAACUUUAAAAGAGAUGAAGGCAUAGACGAGCAGUUGCGUUCACAUAAUAAAGGCAAAGACGGAUAUUUGGAGCGUCAGGAAUUUUUGCAGAGAACAGAUUUCCGCCAGUUUGAAAUUGAGAAGAACUUGCGGCAAUCCCGUCGGCCAAAUUGAUACAAAAAUGAAUUGUGAUGCCAUCUUCUUUAUAUUAACUCAUUCCCCUUAUGAUUUAAAUUUGGUAUUAAAUAAUAAUUAUAAUUUUUUAAUUAAAACUUAUUUUGGUCGCAGCAGCAAGGAUAUAUCAACUUCGGCUUGCAGAUGUUUCCUUUAUUUUUUGUUGUUGGAGUGUCUUUGGCUUAGAAAAAAAAAUUAGUAAUUGGAGUAAUUUUUUUCUGCCUAGGUCAUACAUUUCCCAUUUACCUUUCCCUUCAUGUCCUUUACUAUAACAGCUACUUGUAUUAUAUAAAAAGUAUGACACAGAUAGGAUGAAUCAUUUUUGGUUUUUGAUGAGAAUCAAUAUAUCUAAAAGCAAAGAAAUUUAAAAUUUGGCCACGCCAACUAUAAUGCCCGCAAAUCGCAAAACUGUAAAGCAGGGGUGUCCAAACAUUGUUUGUGGCAGAGCAAACACCAAUACAAAUGCAAUGAAACAAAUGGAUUUGUACAAGAGUUUUUAUACCCUUGCAGUGGGUAUUAUAAUUUCAGUCAGAAGUUUGCAACGCAGUGAAGGAGACAUUUCCGACCCUAUAAAGUAUAUAUAUUCUUGAACAGUAUCACUAGGCGAGUCGAUCUAGCCAUGUCCGUUUGUCCGUCCGUCUGUCAGUCUGUCCGUCCGUUUCUACGCAAACUAAUCUCUCAGUUUUAAAGCUAUCUGCAUGAAACUUUCCCAAAAGUUGUCUUUCUAUUGCAGGUAGUAUAUAAGUCGGAACAAGCCGGAUCGGACAGCUAUAGCAUAGGACAGCUAUCCAUAGGAACAAUAAAAAAAAAAAAAAAUAAAACAAAAUUAUAACUUUGCUGUUUUUUUUUUUGGUUCUUCGACAUAUAGUAAUAGUUAAAUAUUUCCGAAUGACGGUUUAAAUUUCAUCAAAAUCGGACGACUAUAUCAUAUAGCUGCCAUAGGAACAAUCGGAAAAAAAAAAUACAAAAAAAAUACAAAAAAAAUUAUAACUUUGCUGUUUUUUAAUUUUUUUUUUAGUUCUUCGACAUAUGGUAAUGGUUAAAUAAUACAGAAUUACGGUUUAAAUUUCAACAAAAUCGGACUACUAUAUCAUAUAGCUCCCAUAGGAACAAUCGGAAAAAAAAUACAAAAAAAAUUAUAACUUUGCUGUUUUUUAAUUUGUUUUUUAGUUCUUCGGCAUAUAGUAAUGGUUAAAUAUUUUAGAAUUACGGUUUUAAUUUCAACAAAAUCUGACGACUAUAUCAUACAGCUCCCAUAGAAAUAAUAAAAAUAUAUAAAAUAACUAUCUAAUAAUUGAGCUGCAAAUCAUCAUAGCUUCAAUGUUUUUGAACAUAUACACAAGUAAAUCAUAAUUUUAAUGUUUUCAAAAAUAUUUAAUUCUUGCAAUAGCUGCAAGGGUAUAUGAACUUCGGCUUGCCGAAGUUUGCUUCCUUUCUUGCUUUUAUUUAAUCUCGUUAAACAUUUUUAUUGGGGAGAAAAAAAAUUAAGAAUAAAAUUGAAUGCUUAUCCAAAUUAAAUUUUAUAGUCCCACUUAUUAUAUGAACAAUGAAAUUUUUCUGUAAAAAAUAAUUUCAUCGCUGCAAUGGUGGCCAAUAUUCCAGCACCGAAGACAAAAAUUGAUUUCUGGCAGUGCAAAGUCUUCGGCAAUCCAACAACGGAAUGCCUUCGGAUCACAAAAUCGAACCUUGAAAUUUCCACGAGACAUUUCUACUUUUAAUGAGUUGUUGGUGUUUUUGAGUAUUCCAUACAAACAUAUACUCUAUUUCCUAAAGGCACCGGGGUAAAGCUAAAAAUACGAAAAUCCGAUGAUUGGCGCCAUUUUUAAUU